AUGAAGACGACCACUUUCGCCUCCCUGCUGUUGGCCGGGACGGCCCUUGGCAGUCCCGCCCAGCAGAAAAGAGAUUCCGUCACGGCCCAGGUCAACUUUGCCAAUAACACGGGCAAACCACAGCAUCUCGCUUCGGGAAUACUGUAUGGUCUUCCUGAUACCCCGAAUCAGAUUCCUACCAAAUUCUACACCGACAUGGGGUUCAACUACAAUCGCGCUGGUGGAGCCCAGGUUCCGGCGCCUGGCAGGGGCUGGAUCUGGGGACUGAAUGAGUAUAAGAAAAAAAAAAGAAGGACCUUUCCUGACAACGACACAGAACCGUUUUGCGUCCGCGCUCUCCAAUUACAAAACCUCCCGCCAGCACGGCGCAAAAUUCAUCUUUUUGAUCCACGAUCUCUGGGGGCCGACGGAACGCAGAAUUCCUCUGCAUCCUACCCUGGUGACAACGGCGACUGGACCAGCUGGGACAACUACCUAACCCAUCUCCUCAGCGACAUCAAGGCCAACGGCAUGACCGACGGCCUGAUCAUCGAUAUCUGGAACGAGCCCGACCUUACUUACUUCUGGAAUCGGGACCAAACGCAGUACCUGCAGAUGUGGGGGCGCACGUUCCACAGACUCCGUUCCGAGCUCGCUGGCGUAGAGCUCUCCGGCCCCGCGUCCGCAGGCGAGCCCCUCCCCAGCAACAACUGGUGGAAGAACUGGGCCUCCUUCGCGGCCACCAACAAGAGCAUCCCCGACCAAUACGCCUGGCACAUGGAAGGCGGCGGCGGCGAUCUGCUGUCCGCGCAGGCGGGGCUAGUCUACUGGCAGAAGACGUACGGGCUGCCCGGGCGCCCCAUCAACAUCAACGAGUACGCCGUGCUCGACGAGCAGGUCCCCGCCGGUACGGCAUGGUGGAUCGGCCAGCUGGAGCGGGUCAACGCGGUCGGCUUGCGCGGCAACUGGCUGAGCGGAUGGAAGCUGCAUGAUUUGCUCGCGAGUCUGCUGAGCAAGCCCAAUGCGGAUAACAGCAACUACGAUCCCAAGGGCACGGGGUACUUCCCCAACGGUGACUACCAGGUGUACAAGUACUAUAAUCUCAACAUGACCGGCCACCGGGUGGGUACGCUGCCCUCGUCGGACCUCAAGCUGGACGCGUAUGCGACUGUCGGGGAUGAUCGGGUUGCGCGGGUGCUGGUUGGUGUGCGCAUCGCCAAGGGGACGUGGCAGUUGCAGUUGAAUAAGCUGUCUGCGUUGGGGCUGCCGACUAGUGGGACGCUGAACGUGCAUACCUGGGGAUUUCCUGUUGCUUCGAAUGUGCAUUAUGGUCAGGUUGAUGGGCCGAAGGAUCUCGGUUGGUAUGGACAUGCGUACUCGGGGACUCGGUGA
Molecule: messenger RNA, 1371 nt
Organism: Aspergillus novofumigatus IBT 16806
Lineage: Eukaryota; Fungi; Ascomycota; Eurotiomycetes; Eurotiales; Aspergillaceae
Product: glycoside hydrolase family 39 protein
Exons: 4
Coding region: 1-1371 (456 amino acids)
Biological process (GO): carbohydrate metabolic process
Molecular function (GO): hydrolase activity, hydrolyzing O-glycosyl compounds
Source: RefSeq, a predicted model, not a curated record